Molecule: messenger RNA, 315 nt
Organism: Ostertagia ostertagi
Lineage: Eukaryota; Metazoa; Nematoda; Chromadorea; Rhabditida; Trichostrongylidae
Source: the annotation of a GenBank genome assembly
AAACUUUGCCGCGGGCUGCUGUACAAUGAAAUACAUCGAAUCGGACAGUCGAACUAUGGCUAUGUCAUUGAAGGUUAUCCCAGGAACGAGGACCAACUGAAGGAUCUACAGUCUGUGCUGGGAAGGAUUGAUCUUGCAAUUCUCAUCGACUGCACAGAGCAGUUUUGCAUGGUUGCUAUUGCGAAACGGCAUGAGGUGGACAACGCUCAGCGCCAAGAUGAUGAUCCAGCCGUAGUGAAGAAGAGGAUGGCAUCGUUCAAGGUCAACACUCUUCCAAUGUUGAAAUCGCUAGACGAACAAGGAAUAUUACGAGUG